ACUCGUCUCGAAUACUAUAAACGCAGAGCCAGAGAAAACCGGAAAACGCACACAAAAAAAAUAUGGCAGACUUGUUCUGCCGCGACUGCAACCAACUCACGGAGGUGGUGUUCGACCACUCCGCCGGAGACACCAUAUGCUCGGAAUGUGGGCUGGUAUUGGAGGCUCACUCCAUCGACGAGACCUCGGAGUGGCGAACCUUCGCGAACGAGUCCAACGACCAAGACCCGGCCCGAGUUGGCGGCCCGAUGAACCCGCUUCUCUCCGACGGUGGGCUCUCCACCGUCAUAUCUAAGCCUAAUGGCACUUCCUCUGGUUUCUUGACCUCCUCGCUCGGCAAGUGGCAGACUCGUGGCUCUAACUCCGAUAGGCACCUCAUCGAGGCCUUCAAGGCCAUUGCCAUUAUGUCCGAUAGGCUGGGACUGGUUACAACCAUAAAGGAUCGUGCCAGUGAAAUAUAUAAGAAAGUAGAAGAUCAAAAACCUCUUAGAGGACGAAAUCAAGAAGCAAUUGUGGCUGCUUGCCUCUACAUUGCUUGCCGACAAGAAAACAAGCCUCGGACUGUGAAAGAAAUUUGUUCUGUUGUCAAUGGGGCCACACAGAAAGAAAUUGGCAGGGCAAGAGAGUUCAUUCUAAAACACCUGGAGCUAGAGCUGGGUCAAUCUGUGGAAAUGGGAACUAUACAUGCUGUGGACUAUAUGCGACGUUUUUGUUCCAAUCUUGGAAUGACCAAUCAAGAAGUCAAGGCUGCCCAAGAAAUUGUUCAGAAAUCUGAGGAGCUUGACAUAAGGAGGAGCCCGAUAUCAAUUGCAGCAGCUGUUAUAUACAUUGUAACUCAACUAUCAAAUGAGAAAAAGGCACUCAAAGAUAUUUCACUUGCUACUAGAGUGGCUGAAGGAACAAUCAAGAAUUCUUAUAAGGAUCUUUAUCCUCAUAUCUCACGGCUAAUUCCUAGCUGGUUUGCCAAGGAGGGUGAUCUCAAGAACCUGUGCAAGUCCUAAACAUGGAUAAGUCUUAUAGCUAUACUAAAUUGCAGCAGCUUGGUACUGGGUUUUUCAUUUGGAGAUGAAAGUUUUCAGUAGUAUUUUUACUCCCCCUCUUCUUUCUUUUUUUUGAUGAAAACUCCCCCUCUUCUUUCAUGUAUAGAUGGAUAGCCUUUUCCCCGAAUCUCUUCUUACCCGAGUCAGCAGCAAGCAUUAAAGCAUUAUUGGACCGUUUGACUGUGGUCCAUGCAUUUAGUUUUCUUUACCAAUAUUUUCUUGCUUCUUUUAACAAUGGUCCAUACUUUGCACCAAAAUCAUUUAUAGUUUGGUCUUUAA
Quercus robur (English oak) is the source of this 1319-nucleotide messenger RNA. RefSeq names its product transcription initiation factor IIB-2-like. Bases 63 to 1001 code for a protein of 312 amino acids. Gene Ontology annotation, biological process: DNA-templated transcription initiation; transcription preinitiation complex assembly. The record is from RefSeq and is a predicted model, not a curated record. The transcript has 7 exons. Gene Ontology annotation, molecular function: TBP-class protein binding. Lineage: Eukaryota; Viridiplantae; Streptophyta; Magnoliopsida; Fagales; Fagaceae. Gene Ontology annotation, cellular component: transcription preinitiation complex; nucleus.